CAUUGUCUAAGGUCUGACCCAGUCUCCAGUCUCUGGGGCUCUGGGGGGAUUUAUCGUCAUUCGGGGGGAGGAGCCCCGCAGCUCCCCAUGCUCCUCCUCCUGCUGCUCCUCCUCCUCCUGGUGCUCCUCCUCCUGCUCCUCCUCCCUCCUCCCGUCAGCAGCUCCUCACCUCCUGCUCCGGAGAGAGACGCGUCACGCUGCUGCGUGCUGAGGGCGGCGACUGUUUUCUGGUGUUUUUACCGAAUAUAAAGUGUUCCAGGCGGCGGGACAUGGCUCUGUGAACUCUGAUCCCACACUAUGAUGAUGAAUAUGGCUUAAUAUUAUAAUAAUACCGAGAGGAGCUGUGCAGCGGCUGGUUUUACUCACCAGAAACUAAUCCGGCCGCGCCGCGCCGCCGUCCGAAGGACACAAAAUAAUCCCUUAAACGCGUCAAAGCGCGCGUUAAAACGCGUAAAACACGUUUAAACGACGCGUAAAAACAACAGGACUCAUAGAGGAGUUCAGCUUUUACUCUAGUUCCCGUCUGGAGGUUUAACCUGAUCUAGAGGGCAGAAUGGACCGAGGCGGGUGCCAGAUGAGCGGCGGAGGCGGCGGCGGGCCCGAGCCGGCCGGGAUGAUCACCCUGGAGGACCUGGAGUCCUUCACCGAGGACCCGCUGUCCGACUCGGGCACCGGCAGCCUGGAGGACGGAGCGGAGACCAUGGAGGAGGACGAGCAGUCCGACCGGCUGCUGCAGUACUGGCAGGACGUGGCCAGAGGACACCAGGUGGAGGUGUCUCAAGAGAUGGCUCAGCCGAUCCAGCAGCUAACCAGUAACAACCAGGGUCGCAGUAACAGAGAACACAUCCCCUUCACCCUGCUCUCACGCAAAGAGAAGUGUGGGGAGCUGCUGUAUGAGAAGCGCCACUAUGAGAAAGGCCACUGGGCCUGCAUCACCAUGAGGGAGGACACGUACGAACAGAGCAUCUGCUACGGCUUCAUGAAGAUCAUGAGAUACAUCUGCCAGGAGAACUCCCUGGGUAACUACCUGGGCAUGACGCUGCCCAUCGUCACCGUGGUGCGCACCGACCAGAACCACUCCGUCAUCUCUCAUGAUGUCACCGUGGCGUACUUCCUCCCCGCGGAGCACCAGGCCACGCCCCCCCAGCCCCAGGACCAGGACAUCACCGUGGAGGUGUGGCCCGCCACCACCGUCUACACCAGGCCGUUCAGCGGGCCCACCAACGAGGUGGUGAUCAUGAACCAGUUCAACGCUCUGGCUGAGCAGCUGGAUUCUCCCUCAGCGUACGUCAACGACUCCUUCAUCGUGGCCGGAUACACCAACCCAGCUCACAUCAACCGCCAGAACGAGAUCUGGUUCCUAGAGCGACACUGAGGGACUCGAGAUCAAACUCUGAGACCCUCAAAGACUCCCUGAACACUGCCACAGAUCAGCCACAGACUCAGGUCCACUCCUGUCUUUAUACUGGGAAAAUAGGUCUAAAACCAGAUCAAACAGCAAAUCUGAAGGAAAUGAUCUCGCUGCAUGGACAGAUAAUUUACCUUGACAAGAUUUAUUAAAUUAAGAUUAUUAAAUCUAGAAAUAAGCAUGUUGAACACUUAUAAUCUCACACUUCUAAAUCUAAAGCUAUAUCUUUUGUACAAUUUUUUGUCUUUUUUGGUCAUUUUGUCAGCAAAAGAAGAUGACAAAAGACAGAAAAAAUGACCAAAAAAAGACACAAAAAAGACACAAAAAGACGUAAAAUGACCAAAAAAGAAACAAAACUUUACUUUAGUUUACAAAAAUUAACUCUUAAAACAAUAAUAAAACCAUAAAACCAGAAUGAAACCAAGAGAUUUCCUAAAUUAAGAUUAUUAAAUCUAGAAAUAAGCAUGUUGAACACUUAAAAUGAGAAAUUAACUCUUAAAACAAGAUAAAUGAUCUAACGCUUCUAAAUCUAAAGUUUUUUUUAUUUUGGUAAGAACCAAAUAAUUAUAAGGUCACUCUGCUUGGGCCACUUCAUCGUUUUCUAGAUUUAAUAAUCUUAAUUUAAUAAAUCUUGUCAAGGUAAAUUAUCUGUCCAUGCUAAAGAUCAUUUCCCUCAGAUUUACUGUUUGAUCUGGUUUUAGACCUUUUUAUCAGUGUAGUUAGUCUCCACCCUAUAAAUACCUCUGCCUGCACUAGCCUCAGUCAUAUUAACAUAGAUAAUCAGAAGCUAACCUUCCACUGCCAUAACUCACUGCCACAGCCAGAAGAAGAGAAAGUCUAGCAUGCAGCUUGCUCUCACAGCUACAAACCCUCAAACAGCCCUUUAGAUAAGAUAAUACUUAUUAUAGAUAAGAUUAUCUAUAAUAACAUAGAUAAAACACGGAGGAGUUUUAACUCUUCGUGCUCUCUGAACACUGACUGCUGCCAGAGACAUUUUCACAGCAGAAGCAGGUUCACACACUGUAAAAAGGUGUUUAAAAACCAGAUAAAACAGUAAAUCUGAGGAAAUGAUCUUGCUGCAUGGACAGAUAAUUUACCUUGACAAGAUUUAUUAAAUUAAGAUUAUUAAAUCACUUAAAAUAAGAUAAAUUAUCUAACACUUCUAAAUCUAAAACUGCUUGCAGCUUUAAUUUUAUCUCUUUUGUACAUUUUUACAAAGACACAAAAAGACCAAACAAAAGACGUAAAAUCACCAAAAAAACAACAAAAAAACAGACACACACACAAAAAAAACCCACCAAUAAAAAGACACAAAAAGUUUUAAAAAAUGUGUGUCUUUUUUUGGUGGGGGGUUUUUUGUGUGUCUUUUUGUUGUUGUUUUUUUAGUGAUUUUACGUCUUUUGUUUGUUUUUGUUUUGUGUCUUUUUUUUAUCGUUUUGUGUCUUUUUACAUCUUCUUUUGGUCACAAAAUGACCAAAAAAGACAAAAAAUGUACAAAAGAGAUCAAAUUAAAGCUGCAAGCA
Centropristis striata (black sea bass) is the source of this 2931-nucleotide messenger RNA. RefSeq names its product heme-binding protein soul3 (gene soul3). The transcript has 5 exons. Bases 554 to 1375 code for a protein of 273 amino acids. NCBI's taxonomy places the organism in Eukaryota, Metazoa, Chordata, Actinopteri, Perciformes, Serranidae. The record is from RefSeq and is a predicted model, not a curated record.